AUGAAAGCGAGGAAUGGCCUCACAAGAUUUUUUAACUGUUAUAUUCUUCGUGAAAGUCGCAUUAUUAAAGAAGAACUGUGGAUAAGAGAUGGUAAGAUCGUAAAUCCAGAAGAAGUGUUCUACGUUGAAAAAGUGGAGCCAGAUGUCUCCUUGGACUGCGAUGGCCUACUUAUUGCCCCCGGGUUCAUUGAUAUUCAGAUAAAUGGUGGAUGGGGAGUGGACUUCUCAUAUGAUUCAGAAAAUGUUGAAGAAGGCAUACAAAAAGUAGCAAAAGAGUUAUUAACUCAUGGAGUGACCUCUUUCUGCCCCACAAUGGUGACAUCAGAUAAGGAGAAGUACUCAAAAAUUCUUCCCAAAAUUCAGAAAAAGCAAGGAAGUAAACACGGUGCUACUAUUCUUGGUGUUCAUUUAGAAGGUCCAUUCAUAUGCUUGGCUAGGAAAGGGGCACACACACCAGAGUUGAUUAAAAACCCUAUUAAGGGAAUAGAUUCUCUCCUAGAAAUGUAUGGUUCAUUGGAAAAUGUGGUAAUAGUUACCCUAGCUCCGGAACUACCAGGUGCUGUAGAGGCCAUAAAAAGCUUAUCACAGAGAGGCAUAAAAGUAGCUUUAGGUCAUUCAGAAGCAAGCCUCGCACAAGCUGAAGAAGGAGUUAGACAGGGAGCUAACUUAAUAACACACUUGUUUAAUGCCAUGCUUCCGUUUCACCAUCGUGACCCAGGGCUGGUAGGACUUUUAGCCUCUACCACAGAUAAACAAGUAUACUAUGGAAUUAUAUCUGAUGGUAUCCAUACUCAUCCGGCAGCAUUAAGGAUAGCAUGUAGAACAAAUCGAGAAGGCCUAAUUUUGAUAAGUGACGCCGUUGCCGCCCAAGGAUUACCAGAUGGCGCGUAUCGUAUCGGACCACAAGCGGUGUCAGUAGAAAAUGGAUGGGCUUACAUCGCUGGGACGAAAACUUUGUGUGGAAGCACAAUGGCUUUAGAUCGAUGUGUUAAAACCUUUAAAGAAGCGACAGAAUGCUGUUUAGAAUACGCCUUGGAAACUGCAUCGCUACAUCCUGCCAGAGCCUUAGGUAUUGACAACAUAAAAGGCAAAUUGGACUACGGCUAUGAUGCAGAUUUCGUAUUUUUACAUCCUAAAACACUCGAGGUGCAGUCUAGUUGGAUAGCUGGAGAAAAGGAUAUGUGCUCUCAGCGGUCUGAACAAAACGAUUGUCUGAUAAGUGAUGGUGACCAUGAAAUAGCAGACAGAAGCAGUUGGAAUAAUGGUUUCAGAGCCCGAGGCCUCGUGCUGGUGUCGCUGGCACCCCGCAACUUGCGCCGACGGCGAGCCGCCGUAAAGGCAAAACAACUACAUCUAAUAAUAAAAUUUUAA
Molecule: messenger RNA, 1371 nt
Organism: Leptosia nina
Lineage: Eukaryota; Metazoa; Arthropoda; Insecta; Lepidoptera; Pieridae
Source: the annotation of a GenBank genome assembly